Messenger RNA from Jaminaea rosea, 2235 nucleotides. RefSeq lists its product as hypothetical. The record is from RefSeq and is a predicted model, not a curated record. The transcript is spliced from 2 exons. Lineage: Eukaryota; Fungi; Basidiomycota; Exobasidiomycetes; Microstromatales. Bases 48 to 1841 code for a protein of 597 amino acids.
CAUCGUCUCAUCGUCUGGAUUCCUCAGCAUCACGACCUCCGCUCGCUAUGAUCAGGACCGCAUCCUCGUCGGCGAGACGAACUGCCGUACAUGUCUCACGGUGUCCAGCAUACACAGCAGCUGGCGCACCGUCAAUAGCUAGGCGGUACUCUGCGGCCCUCUCGCCGCAUACAGAGCAUUCGUCAUCUUCAUCGUCGAGAGAUGACGCCCCCCCGCCUACCGCAUCGACAUCCCAGCACAAAGCGACGUCAAGGCAAUCGAUAUCACGCCUGCAGCCAAGGCAGGUGCAAUCACGCUCAGCAGCGCAGUCAAAUUCUGCUCCAGCUGCGUCGACUUCAGCUAUCGCCUCAUCAUCUUCCACGGCAUCAACAUCAGCCUCAGCCCAGACUUCAUCACAGACCUCUUCCACUGCCACUCCAUCAUCAUCAUCAUCAUCAUCAUCAUCAUCGUCUUCAAACGCCUCGCCGCCACCCGAGCCUCCCAAGAAGACGUGGCGCUCCCGUAUCAAAGAUCUCUACGCCCAGCUCAAAUUCCUUUUCCGCUUCUACCUCAACGGAGUCAAGCAGAUUUGGCGUGAUCGGCAGCGAGUAGCAGAGAUCCGCAAGUCGUGCCUGGAGGAGAGGCGAGAGAUGACUUGGGGCGAGGCGCGGCUUGCAAAGGUGCACAGGGAGGACAUCAAGAAGCUGCCGCUGUUCUUGGCGAUUCUGCUCAUCGUCGAAGAAGUGCUGCCGUUGGUUGUGAUAUAUGCCCCAUUCUUGCUCCCCUCGACCUGCAUCCUCCCCUCCCAACUCCUCAAGAUCCGCCAAGGAGAAGAAACCAAACGCGCCGCCGCCGUUGAACGGCUCCGCAAUUCCUCUGCCAUCCGAGACCUCAUGGCGAGCGCCUCCCUUCCGGGCCCGAACAAGGGGCCAUCGCCUAGCCGUCCUACUUCUGCAGUCCACGAAGAGCUGGCUCGUCUCCCCACUUUGAGCGCAGCUGCGGCAGCAGAUCUUGAGACAUUGUGGAAGGCAUUGCCCAAGGAGACACUGGUGGAUCUGAGCGCCGUCUUUACGCUGCCGACUACCUUGAGGCCAACGGCUGCGCUGAGAAGGAAUCUUGAGAAGAGGGCGGAUUUCAUCCUUGAGGACGACAAGCUGUUAGAGGCCAGUAGCGGUCAGUCCAGCAGCAAGGCGUCUACAUCAUCGUUGACGGCCAAGGUAGACCUUGCCAGCGCAAGCCGAACCCAGACCGCCGGUCGCUCAGGCGACGCCGGCCAGGAGGAAGUCAUCGGCGGCGUCUCAUCCUCGUCCGCCACACCCACGGAGGGAGCUUCGGCGGUCGCUUCCUCAUCGACGCCUCCGCUUCCACCGCUUGCCAACUUCCCGUCAGACCUCCCCACUCUCUCGUCGGUCUUGACCGAGCGUGGUUUGCGGUCAGGCGAGAUAGAGCAAGGCGAAAUGGAGGCCACUUUGAGGCUGUGGACCAAGACUAGUGAGAGGUUGGCUGGAAGGAGAGAGGCGGCGACCAAGCAGGAGGGGGUGAAAGAAGCAGAGGCGGAGUCAGUACUGAAAGCUGCAGCCCCGCCGGCGAUCAUCGAUCUGCUGCUCCUCCCCCUGUCCCUCUACCCGCCUCCGCAACUUUUCACUCCCUCUCUCAGCGCUCCCGCGACAUCCUCCACCUCAUCCAGCUCGUCCCUUGGGGGCGAGCAAGCACCCGCUCAACAGGAGAGCGCCGGCCUGCUCGAGAAGAGCAAGGAGGUUGUGCGCGAGGUGGUCGAGGCGGAGGAGCGUCGCGAGCGAUUGAUGAAGGAGAAGGAGCAGAGGGAAAAGGCCGAGCAGGCGGGGGAGCAGCAAAAGUCAUGAUCGGACAUAGGGAAGGAGAGGGGCAGCAGACAGUCAAGGCAAUGCAUGUAAGGAGUAGCAGGGACAGCAAGGGGAGAAAAGGGAGCGAUAGAUGGCCUGGGAUGGCCAACGUGUAUCUGGGCUUCUGAUUUUUACCAUUCAUCACGCAUUGACAGCAUCGUACAAGAUCUCGCGAAGUUGCAUCAACGGCUCAUUUCGACGGCCUGUGAGACGAGCUUUGCGUGGUGCGAGCCCGCCAUAACGUCUGGUGGCGAGGCCUCUCCUGUCGGCGUUGGUCCUGCUGGAGGGGCUGUCCUCGAUGGUAGGGAAUGGGAGGCUCAUUGUAGGCUGAUUGACACGACUCAGUGUCUUACUCGCUCGGUCUGCAUUGCUUUGUGUCUUGAAUGCCAUUGUA